Messenger RNA from Phalacrocorax carbo (great cormorant), 3602 nucleotides. Lineage: Eukaryota; Metazoa; Chordata; Aves; Suliformes; Phalacrocoracidae. The record is from RefSeq and is a predicted model, not a curated record.
AGGGAGUGAGAAAGGGGCACGGCGGAGCCCGCCGCUGCGGGGACGUGGCCGGGGCGGCCGGUGACAUCACGCGCUGGAGCCGCUGCAGAGGGAGGCGGAAAAUGGCUGCUGCGAGAAUGUUUUUCAGGGAACUUUUCAUAAAUCUUAAGGAUGACAAACAGAGAAGAGAAAAGGAAUGAAGAGAGAAGGUUCAAACAAAACUGUUGGCUCUCAGCUGAGAUUUGACCUCAGAAGGAGAAUCCAGGAGGUGAAGCUAUUUCAGAGAAGAGGAAGUAAAAGAAGGCCGUGUCUGUGACAAGAAAACCACUUAACAAUGAAAAAAUUUACACUGUUUGAUUUUGUAAAUGAUAACUCACUGCAAAUUGGAGAGACUUCAUGGAUACAGGACCUUCCCAGUGAUGACAAUGAACUAGAAAAACUUCUGAAACCAAAUGAGCACGUGCUAGUAAACUGGCCUGUGGGAGAAAGGAAGACAGAAAAGCACCUGGUGAAAGUUGUGUACAUGAGUGAUGACCCCCAAGAGCUAGUGGAAAUGAUGCAAAAGAUAUUACAAGCAGAUGAAAUUACAAAAAUACAAGUCCUUGGAAAAGGCAAGAGGAAGAGGAUAGAAAUGAUAUUCUCAGAGAGUGAAGACAGUGACCUGGAUAAAGAACAGGGUAAGAUGAUGAAGCAUAUAAAAAGAAAGAAAUCAUUACAGGCAUCUGCUCCUGUGAACAUCCUGAGUCAACUUGAAACAUCUUUAAUUAACAAACAGAGAGAAACAUAUUCAGGAAGCAACUUUCUGUACAGUGAAAGUAGCAGUGAUGAUGAAGAGCCUUUAUUUCAACUAUCCAAGGUAGAACUGUGUGCCAAAAUAAAAAGUCUCAAGAGGAAGCUGACAGACACCAUGAGAGAGAACUGCCGCCUAAGGCAGUCCCUGGUGAUGCUUCAAGUGUUGCCACAGGCAGUCACCCAUUUUGAGGAACUGGUAGGGAUGGCUGAAGCACUGCUCAAAGGGGGAGUGACAUCAUCUACAUCCAGCCUGCAUUCACACACUGUUUGGAAAGCAUCUAACAAUCCAUUAGCAGAUUCAUAUGCAGCUAUGCAUAGUAACUCCAGCUCACCAAUAACUCUCAACGUGGAAGAUGAGGAGCAACAGACCGAAAAACAGUUCAAGAUCGAAAAGUGGCAGAUUGCACUUUGUAACAAGAGCAAACCUCAAAAGUUUAUAAAUGACUUGAUGCAAGCACUUUAUACACAUGAAUACAUGGCUACACACAGCCUGACAGGUGCAAAGUCUUCCUCUUCAAAGGAUAAAGCAGCAAAACCAGCUAUGAAUCAGAAUGAAGUUCAAGAAAUCAUAGGAAUCACAAAACAGUUGUUUCCAAACACAGAUGAUGCUUUAAUUAGGCGAAUGAUGGGACAAAAACUGAACAAUUGCACCAAGAAGCCAAUUUUAAGCAAAGAUCUUAACUCAGGUGCUUUCCAGAAGCAUAGCUUUUGUUUGUGCCCAUUGCCUCUGGUCCUGCCACUGGGCACCACAGAGAAGAAGCUCCAUCUUCUUUACACCCUCCCAUCAGAUAUUAAUACAGAUAGUGGCUCAACAGCUGCUCCUCAGGGCAUCAUCUCUUCGGCUGUUCCUCCCAGCACGCAAGACCAGCAGGAUGAUGAUUCACCAGCUGCUAAUGUACAAAUUCAGCAAAGUGACAGCCGUCUGAGUCCUCCACCUGCCACCACACAAGGGCAGCAGGAGUGUUUCAAACCCACUUCUAAGGUGGAGUCUCAUCUCACCAGAAGCUCACCAGCACACUCUCCCAACCAGGGUUGUGGCCAGGAUCUCAGGAAUUCAGACAAGGAAUAACAGAAGGUAUUUCAUACCAGUUCAAAUUCUCAAUGGAGAUUAAGUAGUAUAAAAUAAAAAAGAAAUAAUAUCUAAAGGGGGCCUAGCAACAGUGGGCAGAGAUACUGCAAGCAGAAUAGAAGCCUGAGAACCAUUUUUUGAAACAAAUAAAAAUCCCACAGCUGAGAAAAAAAUGAAGGCAUAUUAAUAUCUUUGGCUUUAAGAUAUUAUCAAAUAUAUGCAUGUUAUGCAGUAAUUUAAAAAUAUAAACUUGUUCUGAGGAAUAUGAGUUCCCCUUAGUUAGAAAAAAACAUUGUUUAAAUACCAAAAGAAUAUAUAAGAGGAACAUGAAUCCCCUUCCUUUUGCCUUGACAGCUGAUGGAGAAGCGCUUUACCGAUCAGAGAAAGCUAUUGCAUAUUAAUACAAAAAAGAUAUAGAGGUAUGAAAAGGCAAUAGAAAAAUUUCCUAGUGAAAUGAAGACUAUGGCCAGCACAGGGCGAGAAAGCAGAGGGCUGCGUGAGCAGAGAAGAAGAAAUAAAAUAGAUAUUUAAGGAUGAUGUUAAGUUGGAAAGUAGAAAACAUUCUUAGGGCAAUGAAACUGCAGCUGUCAAGAUGUCUGCAGGAAUGAAGCAGCUCAUUUUUAACCUCUGAAAGUUGGAAAGGCAAUGAAAGAAGCUGUGCUCCCUCUUAGCUCAGGGAAGAGUCCUCCAGGAUAGCCUGUUUGGUUAUGCAGGCUGUGGCUUCUCUCACAGGCCUUCUGCUGCUGGUACUCUGCUGGUUUGGCAGCUCUCGCUAUCUCUCCUUCCCUGAACAUCAGGUCCAUAGGAUCAGGGUGCCUGAUCCCUCCAGUCAGGAAAUGGAGGACAGUCUCUUGGAAGCGACUAAUAGAGGGCAGGGCUGCCAGCCUCUACUCCCUGUUUGGGUUUUGGUAUGCUACCUCUUGCUUAGAGAGAGUGGACAGGUAGAGCAUUCCUCAUGGGACUGGGACUAGAAAAAUCCCAGUAACUGGACAGUUUCUCUCGAGACCUGGCACCACUUGUCCCAGGGAGCAGCUGGCAGUCACACAUCCUGUAACUGCCUGAGGAGGAGGAGGGGGCGUACAUUUUUUUCCUCGAAGACUGAUUCCAGGUUUACAGUGUGCCGGUAGCACAGGAAGGAGAGAACACCUGAAUUAUAGCUUUUGUGCUUGUGUGUAGUUCUCCCAGAACAGAGAGUACUAACAGUUAAAUGUAUUUCAUAUGUGGCAAACAGGCAACUAAGUAAUCAAUAUGAAAAAAACCCCAACAUAAAGUUGAAGAAACCUAGCUUGAUUUGAAGAGGAUUUCUAUAACUCAGGAGAUGUGAGUUAUAGAAAUAAAUUAGAAAUAGUAUUAGGGUGAAUGCCAGGAAAAAAAUCGGUAGAUAAGGUUUGCAGCCACAUACCUCUAAAGGGAGGUGCUGCAAACCUAACUGUAGUAGAACAAUGCAUUAAUAAAAGGCACUGUAGAGAAGACUUCUUUGUGGGCUGGGGUCUGAAUUAAGUGAUCUGCUAGCCUUUUUCAUCUCUUGUGUCUAUCAGUUCCUUGUAGAUAGGAUCAAGAUGAAAGCAGGUAUGAAAUAUGACGUACGUUCUAUCUCAUGUUAUUAACUACCAUCCAUAAAAUGUAACAGAAGGGUGUUUGCUAUUAUGUACAUUUUGUAUAUGUAAUUGUAUGUACAGCAUAUAAGAAUGUAUAUAGUUAAUCAUAUUUUUGAAGCAACUUUCUAUCAAAUAAAAUGAAACAUUACUAUGUCUUAGUUCUA